CUUCCUUCCCUGUUUCCCUUGGGUUCAUUAUGAAAAUCAGCCAAAAGAUCCAGCAGUCGGCCAAGGACGACAAAGUCUGGUGGUCCUUUGAGUACUUCCCUCCCCGGACUGCUCAGGGACUGCAGAACUUGCUGGAUCGGAUAGAGCGCAUGCGCGGGCUGGGUCCAGAAUUCAUAGAUAUAACAUGGAAUGCGGGGGGAAGGACGUCCGAUCUUACGUCGGAGAUGGUCAAGACCUGCCAGGGCCUCAUCGGCAUCGAGACAUGCAUGCAUCUGACGUGCACGAACAUGCCGAAGGAGAAGGUGGACAUCGCGCUUAAGGACGCUAAAGCGCACGGCUGCCGUAACAUCUUGGCUCUGCGGGGCGACCCACCAGCUGGCAAGGACGAGUGGGAGGCCACCGAAGGCGGCUUCGUCCACGGCAUUGACCUCGUGCGCCACAUCCGCCGCGAGUACGGCGACUACUUCGACAUCGCUGUCCCUGGCUUCCCCCAGCACAUGACGCUGCCGAAGGAGGAGCGCGACCAGGAGAUGAAGUGGCUCAAGGAGAAGAUUGAUGCCGGCGUCAACUUCAUCUUCACUCAGAUGUUCUACGACGUGCAGAUCUUCAUCGACUGGGUUCGCGAGGUUCGCGCAGCCGGCAUCACUAUCCCUAUCGUUCCUGGCAUCGCUCCCAUCCAGACAUGGAACGGCUUCCUGCGCGCCACCAGCCUCGCGAAGACGAUCAUUCCCCAGCACUUCAUGGACGCACUAGAGCCUGUGAAGAAUGACGAUGAGAAGGUCCGCGCCACUGGCACAAAGCUUGUCGCCGAGAUGUGCAGGCGGAUUCUUUCAGAGGAUAUCGGUAUUCGUGGCCUUCACUUCUACACCAUGAACCUCGAGAAGGCGACGCGCAUGCUCCUUGAGGAGCUGCAGCUCGUCCCGAGGGUAGAGACAAUCAAGCCCUUGCCGUGGAGACAAUGUCUUACCCCAAGCCGCCGUCAAGAGAGCAUCCGCCCUAUCUUCUGGGCCAACCGCACGAAGUCCUACAUCUCCCGUACCGAGAACUGGGACGAGUACCCCAACGGUCGAUUCGGUGACUCGCGUAGUCCUGCUUACGGUGAACUCGACGGCUACGGAGUGUCAUUGCACCAGAGCAUGGAAGACGCGCACCGACUGUGGGGCGAGCCCCAGACGGUCGAGGACAUCUGCAAGCUCUUCGCGAAGCGGUGUCGGGGCGAGGUCAAGGCCUUGCCGUGGUCUGAACAGGAGCUCAGCGCGGAGACGACGACCAUUUCCGAGCAGCUCGCGCGUAUGAACGAGCUCGGCUUCCUCACCAUCAACUCACAGCCCGCCGUCAACGGUGCGCGCAGCGACGACCGCGUCUUUGGCUGGGGCCCCAGCAAUGGCUAUGUCUAUCAGAAGGCCUACCUCGAGUUCUUCGUCAGCCCGACGCUCCUGUCCCUACUUCUCACGUACAUCGAGCAAGACAGCAACAUCACGUACUACGUGAUCAACAAGAACGGCGACCUGCGCACGAACACGCGCUCGGAUGGGCCGAAUGCUGUCACCUGGGGAGUGUUCCCUGGAAAGGAGAUCGUCCAGCCGACCAUCGUUGAGGCUGUGAGCUUCAUGGCGUGGAAGGACGAAGCCUACGAGCUCGGUUCGCAAUGGGCGAAGGUCUACGGCCCCGACUCGCCCUCCUAUAAGCUCAUCUCCGAGAUCAUGGACACCUGGUACCUCGUCAACGUCGUGCACAACGACUUCAAGGACCGCGACGCUAUCUUCCAGCCGUUCUUCAAGGCCGGCGAGGAGUACGCGGCCAAGGCGAAGGCCAACGGCGUUAACGGUAGCGCGCACUAGAGCGUUUCCGAAACGCGCGCCAGAGGGGUCGCCAUACCGCCAUGACCAACUUCAGACCGUAUGAACGGCCACGACCCGCCAUGAGCGGUCACAGAACCCCCAUCCUCACCCUACUCAUCUCCUAGUACUCUGACCUCAAACCCGGCUCUUGUAUUAUAC
This is a messenger RNA of Schizophyllum commune H4-8, 2000 nucleotides long. Its product is annotated as methylenetetrahydrofolate reduct. Lineage: Eukaryota; Fungi; Basidiomycota; Agaricomycetes; Agaricales; Schizophyllaceae. The transcript is spliced from 8 exons. Gene Ontology annotation, molecular function: FAD binding; methylenetetrahydrofolate reductase [NAD(P)H] activity. Gene Ontology annotation, biological process: tetrahydrofolate interconversion. Bases 30 to 1841 code for a protein of 603 amino acids. The record is from RefSeq and is a predicted model, not a curated record. Gene Ontology annotation, cellular component: cytosol.